Molecule: messenger RNA, 5466 nt
Organism: Callithrix jacchus (white-tufted-ear marmoset)
Lineage: Eukaryota; Metazoa; Chordata; Mammalia; Primates; Cebidae
Source: RefSeq, a predicted model, not a curated record
AUGGUCAUUUUUAUGAUAUUGAUACCGCUAAUGCAUGAGUGUGGGAUGUAUUUCCAUUCAUUUAAUUGGAGAAAAGCAAAUAAAUACCAACUUUGUGCACAAGGUGCCGAAGAGCCUAACAAUACUCAAAAUUCACAUGGUAAAAUAAUUGAUCCUGAAAAACAUGUUACUACUCCAAGAAUGUUUGAUAAAAAUGGGGUAAUGGGAGGUUUGAAAAGUGCUUUGUUGUUCACAUCAAAGUUAGCAAAGCCAUCCACUAUGUUAGUGUCAUCUAUGGAGGAGUUAAACCAAAAGUCUUUUUCUGGACCAUCUAAUUUGGGUAAAUUUACCAAAGGCACAUUAUUAGGAAGGACUUCAUAUUCUUCGGUCAAUACUCCAAAAUCACAGCUGAAUGGAUUUUAUGGAAAUCGGUCGGCUAGUAGCAUUCAAAGGCCUAGAGCAAACUCCUGUGCCACCAGAAGCAGUUCUGGUGAAAGCUUAGCUCAGGCCCUAGACAGUAGUAAAUCUGUUAAUUGUGAAGAAAUGGUAAGGUCACAAAGUUUUUCACUGAUUCAGAAUUCAUUCCUUCCACCUUCAUCUAUAACCAGAUCACAUUCCUUUAAUAGAGCUGUGGAUCUUACAAAGCCUUAUCAAAACCAACAGCUAUCCAUUAGAGUGCCUCUACGGUCAAGUAUGCUAACAAGAAAUUCCCGGCAAUCAGAAGUACUCAAUGGGAGUGAACAUUUGGGGUAUGGGUUUAAUAGGCCUUGUGCUGCUGGUGGAAAGAAGUUGGCUUUACCAAAUGGUCCAGGUGUAACUUCUACUUUAGGUUAUAGAAUGGUUUAUCUCUCUCUACUGAAAUCUAGUCAAUCUCCAUUCUCUGGGACUAUCACAGUUGAUGGAAAUCAAAAUUCACCUGCUGACAUCAUAGAGGAAGAUGCUACAGUUUUGGCUGAGGACAGAGCUACUAAUAAGGACCAAGAACUGACUGAAAAUGAAAGUUACAGAAUGAAAAACAACCAGAGCAUGAAACACGAUGUUAAAACGAGAUACCUGAGUGAUGAUGUGGAUGACAUUUCCUUGUCUUCCUUGUCAUCUUCUGACAAGAAUGAUUUAAGUGAAGACUUUAGUGAUUAUUUUAUAGAUAUAGAAGACUCUAACAGAACUAGAAUAACUUCAGAGGAAAUGUCUCUCAAAGAAGAGAAACAUGAAAAUGUGCCACCACAGGAUAUAUUUGAUUCCCCCAAGGAAAAUGAAAAAGCCCUCAGUAAAACUGAUGAAUGGAUAGACAUUAAGUGUCUCUGGAGUGAAUGUACAAAAUAUACUUCUGGGAAUAAUUUGGUUUCACUGGAUACAGACUACAGAGCUUGUUCUUCAUUUGAACUCUGUCUGCUAACUCUGAUGGAACAUACAUGUGGAUGAAGAAGGCUUGGAAUCCAUUGGAAAUGUCCAUCUGGUUGGGAGCUAUGAGUCCUCUGAAAUGAACAGCACAGUCUCAUCACUAUGGCAGAGGAAGAGAGUGCCAGAGGAUCUCACACAUAUAAUUACUUGCAUUGGCCUGCAAGCAAGACUUGGCACUUCCAUUCAUGAUCUGUUGACCAGAACUAAUCAUGUGGUCCCACGUAAGUAUUAAAGACAGGAAGUGUAAUCUUUCUGUGUGCCUGAAAGGCAAGGGAACCAGGUAUGGGCAAGUGUUAGAAGACCUACCUUGAAUUUAUAUGUGCAUAUUUUAAGAAACACAGCAAGUAAUGUGGAUAAUAUGCCACAUAGGUAAAGUAUAAUUGGUAUAUUUAAAGUGACUCGUUGCCAUUAUUCAGUAUAUGAAAUAUGAUUUUCCAAUAGUUGUAUGGCAAAUUGGUAGUCUUUAUGGAUAUGUUAAAUUCCAAGUGGAUUUCAGGCAGUAUAAUUUUCUAUACUCCUAUAAUCCUUUUAUUUAAAAAAGUCAUUGUUACCAGAGGCUUAAAUAGCACAAACCUUUCUUUAACCUCUAUCAACACCUUGUAUACAACCAUUUAAUCUAGAGAGAGUAUCUUCAUCUCAGUAGAUAAAGGAGGCUCAGAAAAGGUGACAGUUUAAGACCUUCAUCUUACUAGGACUUUGAAGGCAAACAUAAUUGACAUGCAAAUGAACAGUGUCCGGCAGAUGGCGGCAGUGUACCACUCAGUACCCGACAGUGUUUAGAGGCUAACAAUCUUGAGUUUAUUAUUUAAUCACAAAAUAGCUUUCUCUAAAAGAGUUCAGAAUGCAUCUGGAUUGACCGUUAGUCCUUAAGAUCCAUGAGUUUCCUCCUUGUUCAGUAGGUUUCUGUAUAUGGUAUGGGAAACAACAAAAACAUUCAUUCUGUGCUUUGGAACAAGAUAGUGUUUCUGAUCUAAAGAGAAGACAAAGUCUGAGAACGGUUAGAGAAUUGAUGGCAAAAGCUGAGAACAGUGUGUUGUAUUCUCCUACAGUGAUAUUGGAGUUACCAUUUUUGCUUUGAAGUUUUGUGAAUUUUUUGUUUUGUAUAAAUUUUAGGUUUAUUUUGUUAGGUGUGUACCUGUUCAGAAUUUUUGUGUUUUGUUUUUUUUUGGGUGAAUUGGACUUCCCAUCAUUAUUUAGUGAUCUUCUCUAAUUGUGCUUUUUGUUUUCAGACUUUUUUUUCCAAAUAUUAAUAAACCUUACCAGUUUUAUUUAUAUUUUUCCCUUCUUUUACUAUCAACCCUUUUACUUAUAGCAAAUAGUUUAUUUUGUUAAGAUUUUCAGUUUGUCUUUUUCUUUUAACUAGUGAGUUUAAGUUUUUAAUUUUGCAUUUCUUGAUAGACUUGGACUUUAUUCUGCCAUCUUAUUAUUUUUAUUUAAAUUGUCCUUCCCGCCACCCCCCACCAAAGUAGUUCAAAAUAGUAUCUCUAACUUAACCCAAAGACCUUUAGCAUAUUCUCACUUUUCUUGGUCUCUACAACACUGCUUCUUCCAGUCCAGGUCAAAAUAAGGAGCUUUCACUAGAUAGAAUGUACGUCAACUGUGUCACUUCUGACACAGCUUAGUUCCAUCCACUAUUUAUUUCUGCUGACGUUUUUAUAUUAAGUCUUCCUUUUUAAAAGAAACAGUGCCUUCCUGUUCCUUUCAGUCAUUCUCUUACUCUGCAAGAACUUUAUAUAAAUGAAACCAUAAACAUGUACUAGUUUUUGUCUGGCUUCUUUUCAUUAAUAUUAUGUAUUUGUGAGUUAUUGUUUCUUUAUUCUUGUUGUAUCAUAUUCCUUUGUGUGAAAAUACUACAACUUAUCUUACUGUUCAUGGGCAUUUAGGUUGGUUCCAGUUUCUGGCUAUUAGAGUAUACACUAUUGUGAAGAUUUUGAUGUAUGCUCUUAUUGGUGAACAUUUAUUCAUUUUUGUUGGAAAAAAUGUGUAGGAGAGAGAUUCCUACACAUUUUAUAGGGUUAUAGGCUAUGCUGAUGUAUAAAGAUGCUGUCAGUUUUUCAAAGUGAUUGUGCCUGUUUACACUCUUCAUUGGCAGUAAAUGAAUGUUACAGAAAUUUCACCUUCUUCUCUAUACUUAGUGCUUUCUGCCUUUUUGCAUUUUUGAUAUUCUGGAGUGGUAUAGUGGUAUUGCAUUGAGAUUUUGUCUUGUAUUUUUCGAAAACUUCUCGCAAAGCACCUUGACAUAUGUUUAUUGGGCCAUAUGUCUUCUGUUGGGUUAUUUGUAUUUUUUCUUAAUGAUUUGUAAAAAUUCUUGAUAUUUUUGGAUAUAAAUCAUAUUUUAUGUCAAUAUGUAGAUGUUUGUAUACAUGUGUGUAUUUACAUAUUAUAUAUGUAGAUUAUAUUAUCUACUGAGAGUUGCUUUUGAAAUCUUUUAAUAGUGUCUGUUGGUGAUAGAACUUACCAAUUUUGAUAUGGUCUAAUUAUGUAGGUUUUCCCUUUAUUGUUACCAAUUUUUUAAACUCUGAAGCUUUUUCACACCUUACUAUCAUGAAUAUAUGUUUCAGUGUUUUACUAUAAAGUGUAAAAGCUAGGUGCUUCUGUUACAGAAAUGAAAUCAGACAUCAUCUUUUUUCCAGUGUCUCACAAAAGCAGCCAUUCCUGAUUCAAAGGCCAGUCUCUUGACUCCAAGUGCUCACUUUUGCAAGCUUUGCUUAAUGUUGUGUAUAUCCCCCUAUUCUCCAGGUCUUCUUUCUUUCUAGUUCUUCUUAGUAUACACAACCUCUCAGGGCAAUCACUUCCAUGCCCAUGGCUUCAGUUGCUUUCUCUAUUCGCUGAGGACAAUAGAAUUUUAAAUUUAAAAUAUUAGUUUUAUUUUUUGUAAGAUCCCUCAUUUGCUAUAACCAUAGAUUCAGAGUUGCUCCAUGAAAGUAAGAAAAAAAUGGUGAUAUACUUAGCAUGUAAAUUUUAGGAAAUUUCCCAUUACUCUAAAUGGUUUGAUUUAGUAUGUGUGUUAUUUUUAAAAACAUAUGUUGGGAUGUCACAAAUGGACUUAGCCUACAGAGAUUUAUAUUCACCUUUGACCAGAGAGUUUCAUUUUAAUGUGACACUAAGCAUAAAAAACUGUCUUUUCCUUUUUAUCUAUUUCUCUUCCUAUGUUCUCUGCCAGGAGAAAGUACAACUCUGUACCCAGUCUUCCCCAACAGAGCCCAAGCAGCCCUGUUUUUCCCUCUACUUUUCUGCUUUCACAUCUUAUGACCAAGUACUUCCUAUUCUGUCUCCCCAGUAAUCACAAAAUCUUAUCCCUCACUUUUGUCACUGCCACUGCCUUUUGCAUCAGUCUUCCUUUAGAUAGUCUCUUAAUUGGUCUGUUGCUUCCUUUAGUUUUUCCUUAUUAUACAGACCACUACACACACAUCUGACAGAGACUCCUCACCUUUGUAUGGUUCAAUGACCCAAAUUUUCAGAAUAAAAUUAAAACCACCACAGUGUCAAAUUUGGGGUCAGAUAGAGGUGGGUUUGUAUCUCAGAUUCCUACACUGUCCAGUAGUGUGAUCUCAGAAUACUGAACUUCUUAAGCCUUUGUGUAUCUGCCUACCCUCACUGAAAUUUGGGACUGUUUCACACAUACAGUGUCUGGCAUGUAGAAGGGACUUCAUCAAUGUUGAAUGAAGAGAAGGCAUUUUAAAAUUUACAUUAAAAAUUAUUUUUUAAAUAUACCAGUCUAUAAUGUCACUUCCCUUCCAAGCUUGACUUCUACCUGUACUUUCUGAUACAGUUUGGUUAUGUCCCCACCCAAAUCUCAUCUUGCAUUGUAAUUUUUAUAAUCCCCACAUGUUGAGGGAGGGACUCAGUGGGAGGUUAGUGGAUCAUGGGGGCAGUUUCUUACAUGCUGUUUUUGUGAUAGUGAGUUCUCAUGAGAUCUUAUGGUUUCAUAUGUGUUUGACAGUUCCUCCUCCACAUGCUCACACUCUUUGGCCUGGCACCUUGUAAGAAGUAACUGCUUCCCCUUCUGCUGUGACUGUAAGUUUCCUUAGGCCUCCACAGCCAUGUGGAAUGUGAGUCAAUUAAACUUCUUUCGUUUGCAAAUUA